UUUAGUGUUAGGUUCCUUGUAUCUUGGGGAAAUCAAGCGAAUGUUUUCAGGGAUCUGGGAAGAUUGAGGGAUUGACACGUUUGCGGGUGAACUGUCUACUGUCUUUUUAAGGGAGUAAAUGGCACAGACGUUUACUUCUGGCUCGGAGCAAACCGAACCUAUUAUGCGGACGCUUUGAGACCCGUCGUUGCAACCUGGUCUCAGAGCAUUUCGAGACACUCCAUUUAGUAUGAUAUGUUACGUUUCGUAUGCCUAGACUGUCCUUAUCGUUCCUAUGUACUGUAAUCAAUGGAGCCUCAAGAUCUAACCAAAGUGGUUCUGCUGGCUUGUGGGUCUUUCAACCCCAUAACCAAUAUGCACCUGCGUAUGUUUGAAUUGGCACGGGAUUACCUGGAAGAUACAGGACAGUACAUAGUUGUGAGGGGCAUCAUCUCUGCAGUGGGUGACGGCUAUAAGAAGAAGGGUCUGAUUGAGGCCUGUCACCGUGUAGAUAUGGCCAGGCUGGCCACAGACACCUCUGACUGGAUCAAGGUAGAUGCAUGGGAGAGCCAGCAGCCUGACUGGGUGGAGACAGCUAAAGUGAUGCGGCAUCAUUAUAAAGAACUGAUGACAGCGGAACAGAACAAUGACUAUGUGGACACUGCAAAGAAGAGGAGGAUUGAGGCGACAAAGCACGCUUUCGAGGAUCCAUCCUCAUAUCACACAAGGAGAGACAACGGCCCUCAGCUGAAACUCCUGUGCGGCGCGGACGUCCUGGAGUCCUUCGGCGUUCCCAACCUGUGGAAGCACGAGGACAUUGCCGAGAUCGUGGGCCGCUAUGGCCUGGUGUGCAUCACCCGCAACGGCUGUGACGCCCACAAGUUCAUCCACCAAUCGGAGGUGCUGUGGAAGCACCGCAAGAACAUCCACGUGGUACGCGAGUGGGUGACCAACGAGAUCUCGGCCACGCACGUGCGCCGGGCCCUGUGCCGGGGCCAGACCGUCCGCUACUUACUGCCGGACCCGGUGGUGAGCUACAUCCGGGAGCACGGCCUGUACAGUGCCGAGAGUGAGCAGAAGAACGCUGACGUCGUCCUCGCCCCACUUCAGAGACACACCGGCCCCUCCUCCAGCUGAGGUGGCCAGCCAUAUUGCCUGCUGCAAACUUGAAUGCCUUGAUGCCUUGUCAAACGUGGUUUCCAUAUGUUUGAUACCUUUACGAUUUAUUUUCUAGCCAUUACAAUUAGCCCGUCUUCCUACAGCUCCUCCCACCAGCCUCCUCUACUUGAGACUGUGUAGUAGAAGCAUUUAUCUUUUACUGGUUUGAGAAGAUUUGUGACUGAAUGCACAGAUAUUUUUGUAUCAGUUGAAGUAGACUGCUCACCAGUGCUAGAAUGAGUUUGCACCAGAAUAGCCUCUUGUGUGGCAUCUCCUCAGAGAAUGGGUGAAUCUGCUAAAGAUUUAAAUGAAUAACUGUGUUUUGUAGAAUAGUAUAAGCACCCAAGUAGUGGCAAUCCCAAGUGCCAGAAUGUAAACCCUUGAUCUGGCACUAACAGUCAAUCUGGUCCGUAGAGCACUUUAUCUGUAUAAUAGCACAGAUCGAAACCCAUGAUUAUUUGUGUACAAAUGAGAAUUCCUUGAUUUACAAUGAGCCUGAUGCAUAACUACAGAAAUGUUUCAUUUCGAAAUGCAAUGCAGUGAUUAACAUGCUCGUCCACCCUUGAGUACCUUUUAAAUGCUGGGGCUUUAGUGUGUGUGUGUGUGUUUGACAAAUUCCCUCAGGCAAAGGCAGUUGGUAUAUAUGGAAGCCGUUUACAGAUAUAGUAGGCUAGAGUGACAUACAAACGGCAUGGUGUGUAUUGAGAGAAAUAAAACGCUGUCUUUGUUUUGCAGCUUGUGAACACUUC
Molecule: messenger RNA, 1886 nt
Organism: Salvelinus sp. IW2-2015
Lineage: Eukaryota; Metazoa; Chordata; Actinopteri; Salmoniformes; Salmonidae
Source: RefSeq, a predicted model, not a curated record